UGCAAGACUGCACCAAAGCAAAGAACCGGCAACAAUGACGCGGUCGCCUUCUACUGCCGUCAGUGUGGUCCAGGUCGAGUCUGUCAAGUUACCUCCUUACGUGAAGCCGCCGGGCUCCGCCAAAGCCCUCUCCCUUGCAGGCGCAGGAUUGAGAGAUGUGGAGAUCGAGGGGAAGUUGAUCAAGGUCACUGCGAUCGGCAUCUACCUGGAGGAUGCAGUGCUGCCGCUGCUCGCCGGCAAGUGGAGCGGCAAGAGCACGGAGAUGCUGGCGGAGUCCGUCGAGUUUUUUAGAGACAUCAUCACGGGUCCGUUCGAGAAGUUCUGGUGGGUAUCCAUGAUAUUGCCAUUGACGGGUCCUCAAUACAUGGAGAAGGCCGCUGGGAAUUGUGUCAAAGACUGGCAUUUUUAUGGUGGAACAUACACUGAUGCCGACGCCACUGCAGUUGAGAAAUUUCGAGAGGCUUUCAAGGAUCAAUCCUUCCGACCCGGUGCCUCGAUCCUAUACGCACAGACGCCAAAUGGGCCAUUGACGAUUACCUUCUCUGAAGAUGGAUCUAUACCCGAAGCACCGAAUGCAGUAAUUGAGAACAGACAACUCGGGGGGUUGGUGCUGGGGACGCUGAUUGACGAGCAAGGCGUAUGUCCUCAAGCUAGGAUGAGCAUAGCAGCGAGGAUUUGUGCACUCCUCAAGGAUGGCAAGACGAAGGCACGCCAAGCCGACUAGAAAGUGUCUCCAAAUCGCCAGAGCAAUUGAAGAGAAAGAAGUGGAAGACAAGGUGGGACUGGGACCUGGUGUUGUAUAAGGUGCAGAUACAAUAGCAGCAGAAAAA
This is a messenger RNA of Syzygium oleosum, 830 nucleotides long. RefSeq names its product chalcone--flavanone isomerase-like. Gene Ontology annotation, molecular function: chalcone isomerase activity. The coding region runs from base 35 to 724 and encodes 229 amino acids. Gene Ontology annotation, biological process: flavonoid biosynthetic process. The transcript is spliced from 4 exons. Lineage: Eukaryota; Viridiplantae; Streptophyta; Magnoliopsida; Myrtales; Myrtaceae. The record is from RefSeq and is a predicted model, not a curated record.